Messenger RNA from Porites lobata, 16072 nucleotides. NCBI's taxonomy places the organism in Eukaryota, Metazoa, Cnidaria, Anthozoa, Scleractinia, Poritidae. The record is from the annotation of a GenBank genome assembly.
GGCAAACAGGUGGAACAACAACAGCUGGUGGAAAGGGUGCGCGAAAGGCGGAAUUUUUCAAAUGAUUUCACUUGUUACGGAGUCAGAAAAUCUGAAAUUGAUAGAUGUUGUCUCUGAUUAUAAGGGAAUUAGAGAAAUGGAUUCGAAAAGAGAAAAAGAAAAGAAGAAGGGAAAAAUUGGUCAGGAGAGGAUUAUUGAGGAUGAAUCUCGAGAGGAAACGUUUUUCACAGACGUCCAUGCAGCUGCUAUGCUGGUAGCAAAUUAAUAAUUUAAGGUGUUUUCUUGUUGUGACAGGUCACUAAGAACUGAGAGGUAAGAUGCUUACAUAGCGAUCUAAGCAGUAAUUAGUUCGUAUUUGUUUGAUGAUGACUCAAAGUGCUCGUGUUUGCGGCGUGUUUCUGGUGAAUGUAUGUGAGAAUUUAGCUCGCAGUUGUUAGCUCUAUGCCUAAAAGUAAACGCCAGGGUGAGAUCAUUCGCAAUAGGUAGAAAUGGCCGAAGUAGAGCGAGCUCUUAUCGCUGCCAAAGAUGGCGAUCUUCAAACCUUAAGAUCACUUCGUCGUAUAGUUCCCGUGGCGGCAGAUGGCUUUGGAGCGACCGCCCUUCAUUAUGCUACCCGAACAGGUCAAAUGGAAUGCGUUGAAUGGCUGGUGGAAGCCGUCGGAAUCUCUUACAAUGUACGCGGAACAAGCGGAGCUACACCAAUGCACGAUGCUGCGGCACAAGGACAGCUAGAAUGCGUCAAAUACUUUCUUGCAAACGGCGCUGAUGUUGAGACAAGAGACAGAUCAGGGCAUACCGCAUUGCAUUUGGCAGCAAGGUUUGGGAGGUUUGAGAUGGUGAAGUGGUUGACUGAGAAGGUGAAUGGUUAUGCAAGGGCCAAGUCAAGGAAUCAUAUGACACCAGUGCACUUUGCAGCUUCCGGAGGCCAUCUUACUUGCCUCCAGCUUUUGGUUUUCAAAGCUGGAUACAGGUAAGCUGUCAGUCUGUUAAAUAAAAGAAUUUCUCUAUCUUUCAGUGCUUUGUCUUUGUAGCACUAUUGCAUCCUAUAAUGAAAAAUGCUAUCAAUCCAGCUUUGCAAUUUUCAGUUUUCAUUGUAGCUAUCAGGGCUGUCAUUAAGUUUUUAAGCAGCUGUAGCAUCUCACAAAAAUUUAUAGUGCCACCUUUAGCUUUCCACUUUGAUCACCCAUAACAUGAUUCAAAGGUGCUCAACCAUAACAGGUGUUACGGGUUAUGGCCCUUAAUGACAGCUUUGGCUAUUUCUCUGUUUGGGUACUUUUCAACUCUCAAGUGAUGUUUAACUCAUGUAAGCUUCAAGCUUCUUUUCUGUCUUUGCCCUGGUCAGCACCUCAAUCCCCAGAGGCAAAGGUAUAGUGUUGUAAGACAAAUAUUAUAAGGUACACUUUAACCCUUUACGUCCCAAGAGUGACCAACAUCAAUUUUCUCCUAACUGUAUCAAUAAAUAAUCAAGAGAAAAGGUAACGAGAAUCAGUAAAAUGAUCACCAAAGGGAAAAUGCUUUGAUCUUUUAUCAAAUUCUCUCAACUAAUCUCAAAGGAAACGUAUGAAGAUCAGUUUUGAGAAUUAUUAUGUGGAUAUUGGCAGUUAAAGGGUUAAACCUGAGACAGCCCUCAUGCUUGGGACCUAUCCUGGGUUGAACUGGCUCACACAGUGCCAAGGAGAUGUUCUUUUAUAAAAUUAUUUAGUGUGGUGGUCCACCCUAAGCAUGUGCUUAGGGUGUCGAUUAAGGCAAGACUUGGACUCAAGAGAAAAAGGUACGGUAUCAGCCCAUUCCCCACCCUAGAACCAUUUUGCAUAGGCUUGAUAGAAAAAAAAAAGAAAAUAAUAUGAUUACAUAUCCCCUGCAUGAAGUCAGAGCAUCAGGUGUAAAAUGUUAUUGUCACUACCACCCCUCAGAAGGUUCAUCCUAAGAAAAGCUCUGAUCUUCCCGCAGAGGAGAGUACCAUCAGUCCUGUUACAGUGUAGUGUGUGCUAAUUCUGAAUGAUUUAUACAAUUGUUAUCUUUUAGUUCUGUUAAUGAUGCUGCAACAGAUGGAACCACUCCUUUGUAUCUUGCAACACAAGAUGGUAACUUGGAUUGCCUAAAGUAUCUUCACAGUGUCGGUGGGAAGUGUGAUGCAAGAGCCAGAGAUGGAAUGCUGCCUGUUCAUGCAGCAGCUCAGAAUGGACAUCUGGACUGUCUGGGAUAUCUGGUAAAAAAAAGAAGUUAUCGUAUUUUUUUUGUUUAUAAGGCGCAGCAUUUUUUCAUUGAAAGUUUGCUUGAUAGCAGCUCUAAAUCUGUUGUUACAUAAUUUCCGGGUGCAUCUUAUAACUGAGUAUCUUCGGGCAACUAAACAAAAUUGAGUCAAAUUCGUGACUCUGAAAGCUCUAACUUCUGAUAAAGUGCCAAUUUCUUGUUCCAGUUUGCCUUUUAUUAUGCUUAUGAAUCAAAGUGAGAAUCUGUUUUUUUUCUAAUCCUCUGUAUACUGCUUAGUUAAGAAUUUUGUCUAUUCCACAUUCAUUGAUUUGGUGUUUAAUGUUUAGCCUUGAUCACAGAGGAAUCCCAUGUUACCACGAUCGCAUCAUGCCACCAUGUCGAUAAAACUAUAACUAGAUUUUCAAGGUCUUUAAGUGGUUGUGUUAAUGGUUGGGUUUCAACGUGCAGUAUAUGACGUGAACAUGUAUAUGCCUUAGGGAUCUUUUGAAUGAGCUACAUUUGUAGCUGUUGACGGUAGGCUGGUGGUUAAGCGUAUGCUUAAAGGGACUAAUGUCACAGCAUUUGCUUUCUUUCUUAAAAGACUUUUGUUCCAUCAAUUGAAUUCCAAAAAUAAUGGUCCAGUUUUGUCAGUCAAGACUAUAUUUGGGCAUUGAAACUGUCAUUAUGGUUUUUAGGGCUACCUGAUAUGAAUUCUCUGAUUUCUACUUCGUAACUCUACAGGUCACAUUUUGUGUAUGAGUAAAAUGCUUGGCACCAAGUAAUCACUUCAGUGCAGAAUUGACCUAAAACAGCAAUAUCAAUAUCAUUGUGACAUAGUCCCUUUAAUUGGAAUGAAAACAAAAUAUGACAAUUAUUAAAGAAGUUUCAUAUCUCAUUUAAUUUUUUUUGUGUUUAACAAACUAAAAUAUAUUAUAAUGUUAUUAAUAGUACCAUACGAAAGUAUCAAUGAAGAGAUAAUCUUUUGGAUGGGUUAAUACUAUACACCAUAUGAUUUCAUCCAAAGACUUAGCACUUUCACUCAUAGACUAUUUUGUGGUGAGAUGAACAAUUGAAUUUGUUGCUCUAGAAUCUUUUGAGGAAAUGCUAUGUUUUUACCUUUCAAAACUUUAAGAAACCUCUUUUGCAGAACUUUUGUAUGAUACUCAGCGCUUGAAAAAAGUCCUGUUCACUAGUGCGGGACAAGUAAAUUUUCUAGCAUGGCAAGUGACCUUUUAAGCUUACUUGGUAUGCUCAGUGGACAACAGUCUGGGCAAGUCAUCCUCUUAGAACAAAAUCAUUAACUAAGACAAACAAGAAGUGACCGAGCUGCUUAGCCAAAGGACAAGCUCCAUUAUUACAGGGGUUUAUUUAUUUCCUAACAUUUAAAAAAAAAACCUGGAUUUUUUUUUAUUGGCCCCUUUCAGGAGUGAAAGCAUUUAAGUUUUAGCUAAUUCACCAUGACUGACUUUUUGGCAGAUUGAAAGUGGCCAAGCUGAUGUAGAUGAAAGAGACACAACAGGUGCUACACCUGCUCAUUAUGCUGCAGCACAAGGUAAGCAAAAUAAUGUAUUAAUAAUAAAUAAUUAUUAGUAGGAUGAUCAACAAUGCAGGGCUGUCAAUAAGGGCCAGUAGCCGGCCAAAACCAGCGGCUAGUUACAAGGCUAGUUUGCCAUCCUUAGCUGGCUACUUUCAUCUCCUUCCACCACAGGAUCUAACAAAAAAUAAGUACCAUUGAAUUAAAUAAGUAUUGUAAAGCAUCUGUUUCCCAGUUUUGAAUGACAUUGAACGCAUAUUUAAACAUGAUUAGAUCUGUGAAACAUUAGAACCAUGCAAUGUUGUGGAACGUCUGGGACAUUUCUGAGACCGUAACAAAAUGUCCCUCGUACCUCGUCCCUUAAGAACUUGAGCCUUGGGUGCGAGUUCCAAAGCCGCCUACUAUUUAUUAUCAGCCUGCUAUUUAAAAACUUUUUGACAGCCCUGCAAUGUAAAGUGUUGCCAUGGGAAAAAGCUUUUAACAAGGUUGUAUUUUGCAGUUCUCUCUGUAUGUUUCAGGACAUGUGAAUGUUUUGAAAUGGCUGAAUGCCAAAGGUGACAUUUCAUCAACUGACACACUUGGUGGCUCACCACUACAUGAUGCAGCAGAACAGGGUCAAUUUGAGGUUUGUUGUUAAAAUGGCUACACUUCUCUUACACAUCAGUUCUUUGUGUUAAAAAUUAAUUUUUUCUUGCUGUGGAGAUGUUUGAAUGUUGAAUGAAUGUGUUAAUUUAAAAUUGUUGACAUACAGUAAACAUGCAAAUGUAAAUUAUAAUUAUGUAUUUCCUGACUUUUUUCUUUCUCUUUUUCUUUCUCUCUUCCCCAAUUGUCUGGGAUGGUUGGACACACAUGGGGGAGGGGGGGGAAUUGGGAGUGUUCUAUUUUCUCGAAGGUUCCCAGAUUUCUGCUAGAAUGGCUGGAAUCGUGCCAAACAUAUAAAAACUCAAAUUUAUACUGUCUGGGAUGUUGGGUAUCAAUGGCCAAUCGUAUUUGUACCUAUCCUCAAACUGCUUAGCUCUAGUCUUUUCCCUCAUAAAUCAAAAUGGUGUCUGGGACAGACUCCGAGAUUUUCCUGACAUAAUAACCAGGAUAAUCGGGAAACAGUAAGGUUGCUGAUCAUCUGGGAUUUUCCUGACAUGAGAAAGCCAUGGUAAUUAAUUGUGAUACUGUUAUUUAUCUUUCUUAUUUUAGUGCAUUAGAUACCUAGUUGAAACCCUUGACUUGGAUGUCAAUCAGAAAGACAGGGAAGGAUUGACACCAUUACAUUUGGCAAAAAUAAGCGGCCACCGAAAGUGCACAGAUUAUCUUAAGAUAGCCACAUCAAGGGUGAGUGUUAUGUUAAUCCAUUGCAACAUUCUUAGCAAACAUGUAUUGAUGCAAGUUUAUGCUACUGUACUUGUCAUAUUUCUACUAAGAAUAUAUUGUUGAACUGCUGGGAAUGAUCAUUAUGUCAUAAAACAAUCAGGUGUUCUUGCAUGUAAGUGUAAAAAGCACAGUUAAAAAUACAGUGGAACCUUGAUAUGACAAAGCACCAAGGAAAUGGCAAAAAUGUUUACUAUAACAAGGUUUCAUUAUAUUGAGGUUCUUUCCCUCAUAUUUUACAAUUGGGGUGAAGAAUUUUGUUUGUUAUACUGCAGACUUUAUUAUGUAGCUCUGGGUUCAUUAGUUGAGGCUCCACUGAACACAAUUUCAUCAUUAAUUAUUUGAGGAAGCUAACUUAAAAAAAGGAUAGAAUUAUUUAAUUGCAGGAAUGCAAAGCUAAGCUCAUGGACAGUAAGUUGCUUCUCCAGUCCACUCCAAAUUGACGUUCAAAAACAAUAAAUUGUGUGAUCAUCUCUGAAGUGCCUUAAUCCACUGUGAUAAUGUCUAUUUUCUUCAAGUUCUUUUUUUCUUCUUUUUUAAAUCAAAACACUCUUUUAGAAUUUUUUUUUUUUCAUGUGUCGAUUUUGGAAUAGAGAAGUGGCUUACUCUAGGAAAGGUUUUUCUAUGCCAUCAAUUUUUCAUUCUUUUGCACUUUUUAACUUCAGUUGUUACUUAAAGCAAUGCUACUUAAAUAGAAUCUAGAAACACUUAAAUUUCAUAACCAAGGAAAUAACAUUCAUAUUCAUGCAGUAAUUUCAAUAUACAUAUUCAUUCUACUUUCAUCACGUCAUUGAACAAAGAACCAAGACUACGUUAGUUGACAACAAAAGCUAACUAAAAGUAGAAAACGUAAACGAGACUGACUAACAAUAAAAACAAACCAAGAAGAUUAUUAUUUCAGAUCAGUAAGAAGACAUAUCAUCAAAAGUGAUGCACCCAUUCUUAACCUAAGUACAUCUUAUGCAAAGAAAUGGGGCAGAGAAAUUCUUCUUGCAUAAACUGAUUCGGUUACGCCCUAACUGUUUUAUUAAUUUGUGUGUGUGUGUGUGUGUGUGUGUGUGUGUGUGUGUGUGUGUGCGCGCGCGCGUUUUUUGCCUAUAUAUCACAAACAAGAAGUCUACAACACUUGAUAUUUUCAAGCAAGAUGUUAAGCACUGAAAGCAACAAGAAAAUGAGCCUAAAAAUAAAUAGAAGCAACAGCCAAAAAUUGAAAUUUAUUUGAUGUCCAAAUUGCGAUGUGAAUGAAAUUAACUAGGCUUUUGGCAAUAGUUGGUCACAUGAUCAACUUCCUGUAAACGCGGAAACAGGCGAACCGUUUUCGUGUUUGCAGAAAGUUGAUCACGUGAUCAACUAAUGCAAAAGGCCUUAUAAGCCUUCGAAAGAUAGAUAAGACUAUUAUAAGUCAAUGCCAAGUUAAAAUUACUGACAUUGUAAAGAGAAUAAAACUUCACUGACAACCAAGAGAGUCGUUAACACAUGCAUGAUUCAACCGAUGACCUUUUACAAGCUUGCACAGUGCACAAAGUUUGUAAUGCAAUAUUUUUUCUUCUAGAAUUAAAAAAACUGAUAAAUAAUUGUAUUUUUUUCGGCUUAAGCGACCUUUUAAACCAGAAAAACACCAGAUAAUACCAAUGAAUAGACUUGUUGUGAAACUCCAAAGCAACUGGAUAACAAAUAGCAAAGACUGUUUUUCCCAGCUCAGUACAAUGUUAUACAACGAUACUGGACAAUCUGGACAUUCUCAACUGUCAAUCACUGUUACGUCACCCAUCAGCAAAGCAAUGCUCACUGAUUUCGCCGUUCACAUACACCACGCUUUUAUCCACUCUGAUACUUUUUAUAUUUCGUCAACAAAUACGCAGGCAACAAAGACCCACCGCAAAAGCCACAACCAACUACGAUAGCUGUUAAGCAAGGCAAACUCUAAGUUAAGUUUUUAGCACACCAUAGUUAUUAGAGGAGACUGGCUAUGAAAAGCGGCAAACAUCAAUGAUAAAAACAACAGUGCUGCAGUUUAUGUUGGAAGCACCCUGAAAGUGCACAAUCCUUUGUUUUCUGUUGGCAAAUUGUUACGGAAUAAAUUAAUGCAACGUUUUUAUUGGUCAAUACAAUCAAAAUGAUAGGAAUUCUUUUGAACGUUGUGCACUUUCAGGUCCACAAAAACAUAUAACAAAGGAGUCUGACGGGUUUCAUAACCAUUCCACUUCGUCAUUUCGUCUUGAGUGAGCCUAGGUGGACAUUGCUGUUUUGUUUGGCUUUGUGCCUUAGUCGUAUAAUGCCUCCUUUUAAAUUACUUUAUCUUUUUCAUCGUACAGUAUGUAGACUGUUCACAGUCCUCUAUUUUUCCGUACGAUCGUCGAGAUCGAGCGCUUUGCAUUACGGGCCGCUAUCUUGCAUGAGUGUCAGAACUACUUAGGGGGCCGGGGCGGUUUGGGAGGAAGCGAAAAAAUAGGCCCCCCUCCCCCUAGAGCUGUAAUCCCCGACGCCCGCCCCCUAGGUACAUUUGAAAAUCAAGAUGGCCGCCAUUAACUGUAAGACGCGCUAUAUCUCGACGAUCUCACGAAAAAAAUAGGGGACUGUGAACAGUCUAUACAGUAUACGACACAAAAUAUUUGUAACCUCAAUGCCUAUUUGCUCAAUUUCUUUUCCAAACGGAUAAUGAAUCUCUUAAUCAUAUACUCUCGACAAGGAUUAAAUUAUCUAGAAUGGGCUUUUUGUUCAUUUAUUGUAAUACACGUAGAUUGUAAAUAUCAAUUAUACAUUCCUGGUGUUACUUGAAUGUUCUGAAGUUUACAGAAAGUUGAUCAGAGUGAAAAUAGUUAUUUCAACCUAGCUGGUUAAUAACUUACAUUAGACAAAAACGUCGAAAUUUUUGAAAAAUGGUUAUUUUUAAAAGCAGAAAACUACAACAACUUUCUGCGAAUUUGUAUAUAAGUGAAAUGUGACUGUAAAGACUCUAUUGCUUUUGUUUAUGUGAGUUAACCGUAACGUUUCUGAGGAAAAUAAAUAGAGAAACUGAGACUUGUUAGAGACUAAAUUAAAGUAAAGUAACCGCAAUUGACACGAAAUGUUAAUAUCGUAAUAUGUUGUAUACAGAUUAAUAAACUUACAACUUAAUCUUUGUUUUAUUUAUUCUUAUGUUAAUCCUCGCAUUUGCUGAGUAAGCUGAAUCUGAAACAAAGUCCAAAAACAUUCCUGUAAGUUGUUGGGUAAUGAUGUCUGACCACUUUGUUGCACCAUAAAGAGGUUGAACACAACACUGCACUCUUAAAUUAAAAGAGAGAAAUAAUUGAUUUUGCUUUUUUAAUCAUUAGCAAAAGACGGUGAUUUAGAAGGCAUAAAUGUUUGUAAUGCUUUAUAACAAUUUUGUUAAUCCUACGCACCUUAUUUACUGUUAUCAGAGGGUUUUUUUUUUUCGAGGAUUUGGCAUUGAAUCAAAUUUGUUUGUACACUGCCUUUAUCUAUUUAUUCAUGUGUUUAUUUAUUUUGGGGAGGAGAAAGGUGAAGAUGUUGAGAUGUUGUAUUAAUGAUAGACUGCAAAACAGUCGUUUUCCAUUUUUCUCAAAACUAUUCUCGUUGAGCGCUGAUUGGUGGCGUAAAAUUCUCAUGCAAAGCAAGCGAGUUUCGUCCUUCGUUUUUCAAACCUGACUUCCGUAUGACUAGCGCAAAAAUUUGUUUGACAAGCGAAAAAAUCCUGCUGUUUUGCAAUCUAGGUGAAUCCCCUUCCUUAUAUGAAAUUAUGAUUGUGAUUCAUGUGUUAUUAGAAACUAACGUUUACGUUUCAGAAACUUCCCCCAGACAUGAGCCAUGCAGGGCUUGAAAUGCUUCUUGAUUUUGUUAGUGUCCAUUUAUUUUAAUACCUGUAGUCAAAGCACAGUUGCACUUAGAGAUUAUUAAUAUUAGCUUAUCAAAUUUAACACUAACACAUGUAGUUUGUUAUCUGGCCCUUCCUUAAGUACUUUUAUUUCUGUAGAAUUAGGCAAAUUUGGCAAAGACAACGAGUCGACAGUAGCGACGGCGCACGCAAAUCUAAAAACUGCUUUGAACCUGGCUUUCACAAAUGGAAGAGCGGCAAAUAAUCGAGCCGCGUUUAGUCCUUUCCGCGCGUUUUGGCAUUCUCGUCUCACAACAAAGAAACAGUACCACAGGAGAGUACUGCUCAGUAGCUUGCAUGAAAAUGAUCACACUUUUGGAUCUUCCUUUAAAGACUCAAACUAAAUGAACUGAAAACCACCUUAUACAGCGCAGCAAACAGUGUCACAGGAAAGUACUGCUUCGUAGCUUCAAUUUGAAUGGUCACACUUCAUGAUUUGAUCCACAGACGCAUAAGUUAGAACCACAUUGUACAGCAUAAUAAAUUGUAUCACAGGAAAGUACUGCUCAGUAGCUUCAAUUUGAAUAGACUGCGAGCAGACUCUUUUUCUUCAGAUUUAGUAAGGGGAGUGCACGCGUGCGCGAGCGCGAGCGCGGCAGCGGCCUCUCCCGUCUCGCGCCUUCAGUCACGCGCGUGGUCAUUUGCGUGUUUCUGGCGUUUUGCUCGACGGACCAAGAAAAAAGAGAGACUGCUCGUAGUCUACGAUUUGAAUGGUCACUCUCCAUGAUUUUAUCCACAGACGCAUAAUUUAGAACCACAUUGUACAGCGUAUUAAAUUGUACCACAAGAAAGUACUGCUAAGUAGCUUUCAUUUGAAUGGUCACAACAUAGGAUUUCGUCAACAGACUCGAAAGUUAGAACCACCAUGUACAGCAUAAUAAACAGUACCACACGAAAGAACUGCUAGGUAGCUUUUAUUUGAACGAUCACACGUCCAGAGACUCAAACGUUAGUAUUAAAUCACUUGCCUCCAUAACAGACUGCGUGCGUGGAAAGGCUAAACGCAAAGCGACGCAAAAAGCAUUAAAAACUGACCUCCUAAAAGCGAGUUGCUCGAAUAGCACAGGUUUACACUUUGCCCAGCCUCAUGUCUGCCCUUUUAUUCUUCUUUCAUUCUACAGCAAGCCAAGGCACAAAAACGACAAGGGCAAACCAGCAAACGGGUUAAUCAAGACAAUAGCAAUUCCUUUUCAUCUUUCGCAAGUUCAAAUGAAAAGGUUCAAGAAAGAAAAUUUGUUUCUGGUAAACCAGCCACAGAAAGGAGCUCCUCAAUAGUGAAGGAGGCAGCUCCUUGGCAGCAAACUACGAACAAGGGCGUCGUGAGGCCGAAAAGUGACAGCAGCAACCGCAGUAAAGUAGAUGAAGGGAUGGAACAAGCAAAGAUGGAAUCAGUGAAUCACAGGUCAAAACACGUGCACUCUGUUGCUAACGGCAACAACAAUUUGAGCGACAGUGGUAGAAAGGAGGGAUCUAACAACAGCAACAACAACAACAACAACAGAAGCAGCAGAGAAAGCAACAAUAUCAAAGAAAGUCUAACAAAAAAGAACUCUACAGAUAAUUCUUCCUCAUCUGCAGCAGCACCAAGCUCCCACGGUUACGAUUCUCCACUGUACGCCAGUCUGCAGUCAGAACGGGUCAAACCCCUCAGGGAAAGACAAAUGCAACCCUUGCCUCAUUUUGGUGACAUUCUUCCUCCACCGGUCGAGUUUUCAAAGUCCUCAGGUAAAGGGAGUUUAUUUUUAUUUCCUUUAAGACAAAAUUGUAGCAAUAGUUAAAGUCCCCAAUAGGUUCUUCGGGUUUCUAGGUUUGCCUCAUUUGAAGGCCGAGAUUCGGGAUUGAAAAUCAAUGCAAGGGAUACGGGAUGCCAAAAAUAACCCUCGGGAUUACGGGAUUGAGGGAAAAGAUGACGGUAUGAAAGAACCCUAGUGGGGACCCUCGAGACAGAAGAGCAUCACCAUUUUCUUGACGGAAUAACAAGGGGUGGUGAUAAAAUUACCCGGUAUGUAUGGGGUGGUAUAGAAGAUCAAAGAACCAGUGUUAGUGAACCAACAGUCAAUCAGUAAUCGACAUUGUAAACGACCUUUAUUGUAAACAGACCGAUACCCCCUUUUAGAGAGUAAGGCACAAUAAAGAUUUACUGUUACUGUUAGUCAGUCAGUUGGUCAGUCAGUAAGUCAGUCAGUCUGUCAGUCAGUCAGUCGGUCGGCCAGCUGGCCGGUCGGUCAGCCGGUUGGUCAGUCAUUCAGUCAGUCAGUCAGCCAGGCAGUCAGUCAGCCGGUCAGUCAGUCUGAAAGUACACUGUAAAUCAUGAGUCAUAAGUAAGACGUUCAGCGGUAAGAGGGCAAUCAGUCGGUACGUGAUCAGUCAGAAAUUCAUCAGUCAGACAGACAGACAGACAGACAGUCUUUCAGUCAAUCAUUCAAUCAGUGAGCGUCAGUCAGACAGUCAGUGAGUUAUCUUUCCACAGUCAUUCAGUCAGUUUGGUAGCCGACAGUCUGUUACAAGUGCAGCAGACGUUUGUCAAUCAGUUAGUCAGUCUGUUAAUCUUCAGUUAGACAGACAGACAGACAGACAGACAGACAAAAGACACAGACAGAUAAUCAGUCAUUCAGUCAGUCAGUCAUUCGUUUGCCAGUGGUUGUAAGUCAGUCCAGCCUAGUCCCUAGGCGUUCACGGCUUGGUUAAACCUGAAGUCUAGCGUGAGCUGUGACGUCACCAAGAGAUACUCGCCCACCCUUUCCCAACGGGACUACGGGACAACGGGCCAAGAGAACGCCAAGGGGGGUCGGCUGAAAGCUUUCUGAUGUUUAAAAUGAAGCCUACAAGUUGCCAUGAUAUGCAAAGUUAACACAAGCCUAAUCCUCUUUCUUUUUAUUUACGACUGAUUUACUUAGUUCUUACUUUACUGCCUUUUUGUUUACUUUUUUUGGUUCCUUUUCUUUUGAUUUGUGGCUUAUGUGUUAUUAACCUUUUUUUUAUGUUGACAAGUUUGUACGCGACUGUAACAGCAUGCCUUCGACUUCUUGUUUGGAAAUGUUUGGACUUCACUGAACUAUGUAUCGGCAAAAACCUGAGAAAGCAUGUGGAUGUCCUUCCAACGAGUAAACAAACUUGGCGAACGUAGGAAGCUAAAAAAUUAAUAAUGCAUCCUUACUACUAACCUGGUGGAAACCGGAAACUACAGCAACUAACAGCAAGAUGGGGUUAAUACGUUAAACACCCAUCGUUUUGUACGUUUUUAGUUAUUUUAAUUUGCUGCUUUAUUUUGAUGCUAUUAUUCAACGUUCAUAUCUGAAUCGAUUGCACUAACUCUCUGCUAUAACGCGACUAACUGCAGUUUUUUUUUUCAUUUUGUAUUGGACCAAAGAAUUAUAUAUAGGAACUAUACAAAAAGAACAUGCAACUUUAUAGACUUGAACCACUACAGAAUACAGAACGUUGUGGACAGUGUUAUUUUGUUUUUAGCCUGCGAGCAAGCUCUUCGGGGCGCUAUGGCGACGGGGAGAGCUUGCAACUACGUCUCUGGAAUUUGAAGUCCACCUCCAAUUCCCCUGUGGCUCCCCGUCGACUGAGCUGUCAGAUUUCCGCCAAUCAGCGCGAAGGGGAAACGAAUGCGAAUGUAAACAUACGUUGAAAAACACGUGCUAAGGGUAAUGACGUCAUUACUAAUGUCAUCUCCGCUAAUCAGCAUUUCGCAUCGACUUUUUCGACGCAGAUAUUCAAAUUCCACAGACGUUGUUCCAGUUUCUCCUUCCUUUUCCCGCCCCGCCGCCAGAGCUUGCUUGCAGGCUAUUUUGUUUAAUUUUGAUUGUAUUACGGUAGUACUUUUCCUUUUCGACAUACAAGAAUUAUAACUUUGAAAACGUUUAUGGGGACCACCAACUCCACCUUCCCUUAACAGGUGCUUAUUGUAUGUGACAAAAUGAAGUAGUCAAAAAACUGACGCACUAAUGUUUGUCUGGCAAAAAAUCAUUCUCAUUAGCUCUUUUCAUACCGUAGUGUCACCGGUCCAGGGUUUACUCUAGAGUGAGGCUUUGCGGGAUUUACGCGAUUUGAAAAAUAAUGCCGCAAGAAAUUUGUGACAGAGCAGUAAAUGGGGCGCGGAAAUGAGGCCCUCAUUGGCCAAUUGCUAGAAUAAACCCUGCGCUCAAGCUACAACCUCGAGAAACACCCUUGAAACAGCUGCUUUUUUGAAUUUACGCGCGAUGCGACUAUGUCAUCAAACUAGAACAAAGUUGCGCCCUCCUUGCCCCAUUCAAUGUUGUUUUUGCGGGUGUUUUUGUCCCCGUCCCUCCCAAAAAGAAAGCAAUGCGUACAGUUCUUGUGCUACCCAAAACAACAUUGGGGGAGGGGAAAGGAGAUAAACAGCCAUUCAUUCUGCAAGCUUGCACGAGCGAAGCCGAAAGCGUUAGUGGUACGACCUGUGUACCGCCGCACACUAGUUGUAAUAGUACUUUGUAAUUUACUCUUUAUAGCGGUUCACAUUUUCCGCGCCUCGCGUUCGGCCUUUUCAGCUCGACUUGUACUUGCUGUCAAGCCUAAAUACAUAAUGUAUAUCGUUACUAUUUCUUUUAGUUAUCGUAAAGCAUCCAAUUUAACGCUUUUGACUUUAUUAAAGUAAAUCAACUGUUAUUUGGGAUUAUUUGUUUUGUUUUCCGUUUGUUUGUGUUUUUGUUCCUUCGUUUUGAGUUUACGGCAGAUGUCAUAAAAGGUUCCGUAGUGAAGUUUUUGCCUAGUCCCUAGGCCUCAUUAUUCCGCGCGGCCUAUGCGUUUCGGGUCACGUGGUGCGAAUGAGUUUUUUUCCCGGCCGUCUCGGAUACGUCACCGAGAUGCUUUGACCGAGAAGGCCUGGGAAGACGCCUUACAGGGACUAAUCAAUUCUGAUUUUAUUGCUGAAAUGUUAAGUGAAAUAUGAACAGUGCACGACUCAACUCCACACAUGUAUAACCUACAAGAACAGCCUUCGUGACGGGCGUUGAAAGGGAGUGGGAAGUCUAGGGGAAGGGUACUUGGGUGAAUUUUUGCUGGAUGUGUGUCGCUGGCCUCUUAGAACCCCUGCCACAUUCGUCUACGCUGUGGGCAAUUAUAGACCCCAUCUUUGUCACCUUUGGGCAAACGUCAUUUUCGUGACCCCAACUUUGUUGCUUUCUCUCACUUUUUUAAAUCCCCUACUUACCAGAAUUUUCUAUUGAAAAUGCAACCCCAUUAUAGUCAACCCAGUCGUGAAAAUGCGACCCCAUCCAGCUGCACAUCCCCAUUAGCCUAUUACUAGGAAGUACCGUCCCCCCCCCUCCAGAUGGAAUAGUUUGUUGUCAGGUCUUCGCUUUGUGGCGCGCACGAUUUCUCCCCCUUUUCAACGAGCUGUCACGCAAGCUGUUCGAAGAAAGGAGUCUAUCUCUUUCACUCUUUGUGUCAUUAGCAUAUUCCCACGGCAAAAGCCAAAAAUUACAAGAAGCUGAAGUAAAUACAGAACCAAAUGAAAAAUCCCGCCGAAGUGAACUCUCCAAGACAAGAGGGAUAAAGCAGAGAGUCAGAUUUGAAGAAGACAAUUGUAAGGUGAUUGUGGAAGUCCAGUCCGUGGAAAAUAAUGGAAACGUUUGGGAGACAAAGGACAAAGUUAAGGCAGCCCAAGUCAAAAGGAUUGACCCAGAGACCCAAGAAAGCCUCGUAAAACAAAAGCAACUUUCUGAUGAUACGAGUCACGUGGUCAGUACAGGCAGUCUUCACAGAGAUGCCGAAAGACCAAUAAGCGGGCAGUUUGAAAGUGAUUUGCCACCAUGGAAAAAACAGAUGUUGAUAAAUCGAACGCGAAAGGACAAAGAACAGGAAAGGAGAGAACGAGAAAAGGUAUUAAUUGAUAAUUCCAAGGGCGCACCGUUUUUUUGGGUACUUUUCAAAAAUAAGCAGUCGAUUGAUAACAUUGUUGUAAGGCAUGGAGGAAAUUACAUCUUUUAUUCUGCUUCCGAUAGACCAUUUUACUACGUGAAUACCUCAAGUGGGGAGGAAUUAGCCUCUUCACAGACCCUCUAUUUUCUCUUUAAAGUACAUCAAGCGCGGGGGAAAAUAUAAACCGUAGGGGAUUUAUUAACCUCCAGCGCAAGGGGGUAGUGGGAGGGGAAGAAGAAAAUGUUUCUUUCUUGCGCUCCGCGCUCGUUCUCGGGAGCUCGCCGGGAUGUUUUUGGGAAUGAACGAAAAGAUAAAUAAAACAACGUUUGUGUACAGGCUAGGGAGGAAUUCGAGCGUAUAGAACGGCUGGUCGAGGCCGUGUUACCACAAUUGGAAGGAAAAUUCAGGGAAAUUAUGAUUGGUAAAAAAUAUUUAAAUAUUUGUUAAGAUUGGGUGACAUUUGACGGAGUAACAAAUAGAGAAACGCAUUGAUGGGCCUCUUGUCCGAAAACUGUCAGAUCUAUCAUGGUUUCUUUUGUUUGGGUUUUGUAGAGAGAAAUCGAAGGAAGAAAGUGGAUCGGUGUCCCUUCAUGGAAAAUUCCUCUUCUGGAGAAAAGAGAAGAAGAGAGGUUAGUAAAAUUUUUGCUUCAGACGCUGAGCUCUGGUCAACUAAGGACGUUUUUGUUACUUCAAAGUUAUUUCUGCGUUUUCAGAUUUGUUAGGUGGUAAUCGUGACAAGCACAAUUUAAGAAGAGACGAGUUGAUAUAAGUUCUAUAUUGAAAGAAUUUUUCAAACCAUUAAGUCAACUGGCCGUAGGCAGUGGAAAUUAUGCGGCACUGUAAUGCGUUUAGAUACCUGAUGAAAAACCUCCUUCGUAUCCUAAAUGUUUUCUUCAAGAUCGUUUUUUUUAAAGACGUUAUAAUGUCAAACACUCGACAACUAUAGCAGGUAAAACAUACUCGGCUACGGGUCGUGUUUCUCUUCAUGUUUGAUAUCUAAUGAAACACCAUUACUCGUGUUUGUUUUGCUGGUUGUUUGCAUUGCAUCAAAGUAUUUUUGUUUUCGUAUUUCGUCAAGGUUAAAACAGGAACAGCGCUGGAUAAGCAUGCCACAAUGGAAGAUAAAUCUCCUGAGUAGAAGAGGUACGGAAGAAAUUUAUGCUAAAUAUCACGAUUCUGGGACGUCGCUCAAGUGUACAAGGUCAGAGGUCCUUCAGUAA